AUGUCAAUACUUAGGAAUAACAAACCCAGCAGUAACUGCAUUCGAAUAGAUUUUAGGUCAACGAUAAAAUCAAUUAAAAUUCCAACAAUGGCAAAAGAGAUGGGGAAAUCAUCUGAUUGCCUCGGUAUAAUUACUGAAAACUCAUUACAUAUACUAAAAAUCCAUAGCAUCUUUUCAAAUGACUAUGAAAUGGAUUAUACUCUCUAUAAUCCUUUACCUUUUAAUAAAUUCAGUGAUUUUCCGUUUUCAGACGUGGCUUUUAACCCAUGGGAUGUACAAGAGUUUGCUGUGAUUGACAUUAAGGGUAAUUGGGGAGUUGGUCGUAUUCCAAGAAUCAUGAAAAACCAAAAGGUAAAGGAACUACAUCUUUUAAAUGAAUCAAGGGGAAGUGCAUUUGAUAUCGAAGAACUGUCCAAUUGGAGAAGGAUUGCUUGGUCCUGUGGAUAUUCAAGAUUGCUAUUAUUUUCUAGGUCCAAGGUUAUUGAGGUAGAUUUUCAAAAUAACUGGCAAUUAGAUAUGGUAGAAGCAAAGUCAUGGUCAAAUCUCCGAGAUUAUAAACCAAUCAAUGAUACGUUUGGUUUCUUACUUACUUCAAAGGAAAUUAUUGUGCUGCGCACAAAAAAUGCUGCUAAUAACGUGAUAAGAGAAGUUUCAUGGAAACAUGAUCUUGAUCCUAACGAUUUAACUAUACAGAUUUCUGUUCAAACUGUUGAAAUGAUCGAAGGAACUCUGUACGUGACUUAUAUUUCAUCGAAGAGGCACAAUAAAUUAUUUUGCCAUGCGUUUUAUUCUACAGAUGAUGAUGAACUUCUUCAAACCCUCGGAUAUUCCACACUGAUUAAUGUUCCUAGAUCAAUAAAUGGUAUUCAUACCCUAGUGUUUCCAACCUCAAGAGAGAAAUAUCCUCCUGACUAUAACAAUAAUCUUAACAAGCCGAAAUCGUUCCCACUUUCACAAGCAUUUUUGAGAACUUAUGACACAUCAGAAAUUUUCAAGAUUAUAAUCGGUAAUAAUAUUGCGUCAGAUAAUUAUACUUCUGGUUAUGAUAGUAUGAGAAUCGAUUGUACCUCUAUGGUGACUGAACUUUCCUCCAAGUUUGACUCUCUGCUUACAAAUAUGAUCAGAACUCAAAUUAGUGGCAAUGAAUCAAAAGCUCCUGAAAAAGCAGAUGAAGAUAUCUUUCAAGACUAUGGCUACCGUCUUUCAUCUGCCAUGAAUGAUGUUUUAGUUAUUUGGGCUGAUAUGGAAAAUUUGAAGAAGAAUUCGAAACUUUGUCGCUCAAUCGAGGAGCUGACCGAGAUACCCAAACAUUUUAAAGAUCUGUCAGAAUUCGAAUCUUUCUUGGAACAAUUUAUGGACUAUUAUGUUGAGCAGAAUAUUUCAUUUACAAAUUUGAAGAGUAUAUGUAAGAUGUUAUUUCAUGAAGAAAUCGGUAGUUUUGAUAUGCUCUACAACAAACUAUUGCAAUGUUGGGACAUGGUGUCCAAGAAUUCAGAAAGUUUAACAAAAGAAACCAUAGCAAGUACCAUUUGGAGCGUACUAAAAUUUACUAAAGUUUCUAAUUACAAAAUUCUAGAAACAGACAUCCACGACUCACUCGGUGAACCAUACCGGGCAAUUAUCGAUCAAUGGGAUAAUACCUCUGAUCUAGAAGAUGAAGACGAUGAACAACUCGGAACUUUCCGUUCUACAAUCCCAAUGAGCAGCCAACCUCAAUUCUUGUUAAAUAGCCAAUCCCAAAUUCCAACGAUUAAAUCAUCGCAACCAAGAACUUCCAAAGGUAACAACUUACGACCCAACCAAGGAAAAAUUUCGAAAAGUAACCUUCCACCGUUGACGAGCACUAAUUUCUCACAGAAUUUAAUGUCACAUUCUCAAGUAAAUGGAUUAUCAAGCACAUUGCCUAAUACAAUGACUCCAGCAUUUACACUAAUGCAACCCGCCACAGCGGGUAUGAGUUCAUCUUUUUCCAUUGGAGGUUCCCAACGAGCUGGAUCCCAGAAGUCUAAAAGGAAGAAGAAGAAGGUUGGUGGCUUUGGCUGA
This is a messenger RNA of Naumovozyma castellii, 2043 nucleotides long. It is a transcript of the gene RRN6, whose product is annotated as Rrn6p. Bases 1 to 2043 code for a protein of 680 amino acids. Lineage: Eukaryota; Fungi; Ascomycota; Saccharomycetes; Saccharomycetales; Saccharomycetaceae. The transcript has a single exon. The record is from RefSeq and is a predicted model, not a curated record.